AUGGUUUCCUACAUGAAGGAUGUUGCUAAGCUCGGAGUAGAACUUACUGUUGAAGAGCGCAACCUUCUUUCAGUGGCUUACAAGAAUGUUAUUGGUGCUCGCCGAGCAUCUUGGAGGAUUAUUUCAUCUAUUGAACAAAAAGAAGAGAAUAAAGGCAAUGAAACCCAAGUUCAAAAGAUUAAAGCAUAUCGCCAAAAGGUCGAGACCGAACUUUCUGAAGUCUGCUCAGACAUCCUUGCUGUGUUAGAUGAACAUCUGAUUCCAUCUGCCGAAGCCGGUGAAUCCAAGGUCUUUUACUACAAAAUGAAAGGUGAUUAUCACCGAUACCUUGCAGAGUUCGCCUCCGGUGAGAGGCGAAAAGAAGCUGCUACUCAAGCGCACGAAGCUUAUAAACACGCAACUGAUAUCGCUCAGACUGAUCUUGCCCCAACCCAUCCAAUCCGUCUCGGACUUGCUCUAAAUUUUUCUGUCUUCUACUACGAAAUUCUCAAUUCGCCCGAUCGUGCUUGUCAUCUUGCCAAGCAAGCAUUCGAUGAUGCUAUUGCGGAGCUCGAUACUCUAAGUGAAGAAUCGUACAAGGACAUUGAUUACUUUCCAAAACUAACUGUAAUUGCUUCUUCGAAAUUAGAAGGAGAGAAACCAGAAGAAGCUAAACAAGAAGUCGAAACUGAAGAUCCCAA
Racocetra persica is the source of this 680-nucleotide messenger RNA. The record is from the annotation of a GenBank genome assembly. NCBI's taxonomy places the organism in Eukaryota, Fungi, Glomeromycota, Glomeromycetes, Diversisporales, Gigasporaceae.